CCGUUAAUUCCUUUUUCAAAACAAAUACCUUUGUGUUCAUUCAUCACACAGAGACAAAGAGCCCCAAAUUUUUCACUCUCUUCACUCGACUAGUGUCACUAUUUCUGCGUCAAUUCCUCACACCCUUUUCGAUUUCAUGCUCUUCUAAGAUCUUCCUUUUGGAAAUCUUCAACUUUUUUUUGUGGGUGUUUCUUUGAUUUUUCAUCCAUUAUCAAGAAAAUGAAGGUUUCUGAGGAGAACAGUUCUAUCCCAAAUUUUCAAGGAGGGUUAGAUGCUAAAAAGGUUGGGCAAAACAGAAGGGUGUUGGGAGUGAUUAAUCAGAAUCUGGUUGUGGAAGGGAGACCGUAUCCAUGUGUUGUUAACAAAAGGGCAUUAUCAGAAAGAAAUGAGGUUUGUGAGAAGAAGCAAGCGGAUCCAGGGCAUCGACCCAUUACUAGGAGGUUUGCUGCAAAAAAUGCUGGCACACAGAAAUCUAAAGCUGAGGGAACUACCAAAAGGUCAAAUUUGGGAAAUUCAAAUGGAUUUGCAGAUAGUAUAUUUGUUGAUGAUGAACACAAGCUGGCGGAAGAUCAGCCAGUGCCAAUGGCUUUAGAGCAAAUAGAACAGAUGCUUAGUGAAUCAGAUCAGAUGGAGGAAGUUGAGAUGGAGGAUAUAAUGGAAGAGCCUGUUUUGGACAUUGACAUCUCUGAUGCAGAUAACCCUCUCGCGGUUACUGAAUAUAUUGAAGAUCUUUAUUCUUUCUACAGGAAAGUUGAGAGUACUGGCUGUGUCUCACCAAAUUAUAUGGCACAACAAUUUGACAUUAAUGAAAGGAUGAGGGCCAUACUCAUUGACUGGCUUAUUGAGGUGCAUGACAAAUUCGACCUCAUGCAUGAGACACUGUUUCUUACAGUUAAUCUGAUAGACAGAUUUUUGGAAAAGCAUACAGUGGUAAGAAAGAAGCUUCAGUUGGUUGGUCUAGUGGCAAUGCUUUUGGCAUGCAAGUAUGAAGAAGUUUCUGUGCCUGUGGUCGGCGAUCUAAUUCUUAUAUCAGACAGAGCAUACAACCGGAAAGAAGUUCUGGAAAUGGAGAAGGUGAUGGUCAACGCAUUGAAGUUUAACAUAUCUGUGCCAACAGCAUAUGUUUUCAUGAAAAGGUUUCUGAAGGCAGCUCAAGCAGACAGAAAACUUGAGCUGCUAGCUUUCUUCUUGGUAGAGCUAUCUCUAGUAGAAUAUGCGAUGUUGAAGUUCCCUCCUUCUCAACUUGCUGCAGCUGCUGUCUAUACAGCUCAAUGCACUAUCUUUGGUGUCAAACUGUGGAAUAAGACGUGUGAAUGGCACACCAACUACUCAGAAGAUCAACUAUUAGAGUGCUCUAGUUUAAUGGUUGAUUUUCACAAGAAGGCUGGGACAGGGAAACUUACAGGGGCACAUAGGAAGUAUUGCACAUCCAAGUUUAGCUUUACUGCAAAAUGUGAACCAGCAACUUUUCUUCUGCAAAAUGAUAAUGAGAACAACCUGUAGCAGCUUAGCUACAUGAUUGAGUUACAAACAUUUAACUUUCAUAAUCGGGUUUAAGAAUGUAAGCAACUUGGGUUGCAAUGGGAAUGGGAAAUUAACAACAUUUUGAGGAUUCUGAAAUCCUCUCACUAAGUGAUUUACAUACUUGUUCUCUAGUUAUUUCUCUGUAAUGUUCUGACUGAACAUAGUUCACAUUUACAACAACUGUAUUUCUCAUGUUCCCAUUGAACAUAAUAAUGGAAUAUAUAGCAAAUUUUCAAUAAUUUUCAAA
This is a messenger RNA of Trifolium pratense (red clover), 1771 nucleotides long. RefSeq names its product G2/mitotic-specific cyclin-1-like. Bases 220 to 1503 code for a protein of 427 amino acids. The transcript is spliced from 11 exons. Gene Ontology annotation, cellular component: cyclin-dependent protein kinase holoenzyme complex; cytoplasm; centrosome. The record is from RefSeq and is a predicted model, not a curated record. Gene Ontology annotation, biological process: regulation of cyclin-dependent protein serine/threonine kinase activity; mitotic cell cycle phase transition. Gene Ontology annotation, molecular function: cyclin-dependent protein serine/threonine kinase regulator activity. NCBI's taxonomy places the organism in Eukaryota, Viridiplantae, Streptophyta, Magnoliopsida, Fabales, Fabaceae.